Penicillium oxalicum is the source of this 1089-nucleotide messenger RNA. Its product is annotated as endo-1,4-beta-xylanase. NCBI's taxonomy places the organism in Eukaryota, Fungi, Ascomycota, Eurotiomycetes, Eurotiales, Aspergillaceae. Gene Ontology annotation, molecular function: hydrolase activity, hydrolyzing O-glycosyl compounds. The record is from RefSeq and is a predicted model, not a curated record. Bases 1 to 1089 code for a protein of 362 amino acids. The transcript is spliced from 2 exons. Gene Ontology annotation, biological process: carbohydrate metabolic process.
AUGCGCUUUACGUUCAUGGUUGCGGCCUUGCUGGCCGGGGCCUCUCAGGCUGCUCCCCAUUCACCUUCUGGCAACGGCCACGAUGUGGACCUCAAUAAGCUUGCACAGCGUCGAGGACUGCAUUGGUUUGGCACAGCAGCCGAUAUCCCUGGCACCGCCGAGACUACCGAUGCUGCCUAUCUGAAAGUUCUACGAAAGAAUUUUGGCGAAGUGACUCCAGCGAAUGCUAUGAAGUUCAUGUAUACCGAGCCGCAACAAGACGUGUUCAAUUUCACCGCGGCUGAUGAAUUCUUAGACGUGGCUGGACGCCAUGGGGCUAAGAUUCGCUGUCACAAUCUUGUUUGGGCCAGCCAGGUUUCUGAUUUUGUAACCUCAAAGACCUGGACUGCGGAGGCUCUCACCUCCGUCAUGAAGAACCACAUUUACAAGACGGUCCAGCACUUUGGCAAGCGUUGCUACUCAUGGGAUGUGGUCAACGAGGCCAUCAAUGGAGAUGGUUCCUUCUCACCGAGUGUGUGGUACAAUACUAUCGGCGAGGAGUAUUUCUAUCUUGCUUUCAAGUUCGCUCAGGAGGCAUUAGCCGAGAUUGGCGCCCACGAUGUGAAGUUGUACUACAACGACUACGGCAUCGAGAAUCAGGGCACAAAGUCGGCUGCAGUACUUAAGCUUGUCAAGCAACUGCGAAGCCGGGGGCUCCGCAUUGACGGUGUCGGUCUCGAGUCACACUUCAUUGUUGGCGAAACACCUUCGUUGGCGGAUCAAGUGGCCACCAAGAAAGCUUACAUUCAGGCUGACCUGGAGGUGGCCGUCACCGAGCUUGACAUACGCUUUGCACAGACUCCUUAUUACACCGCCGCUGUUCAAAAGCAGCAAGCUCAAGACUACUACACGAGUGUGAUGAGUUGCUUGAAUGUCGGUCCGCGCUGCAUCGGUGUUGUUGUCUGGGACUUUGACGAUGCCUAUUCCUGGGUGCCCGGGGCAUUUGCCGGUCAAGGUGGUGCUUGUCUGUUUAAUGAGACCCUCGAGGCAAAGCCUGCAUUCUACGCCGUGGUUGAUGCUCUCGAGGGGAAAACUUGCAGUGUUUGUUAA